Molecule: messenger RNA, 2238 nt
Organism: Clonostachys rhizophaga
Lineage: Eukaryota; Fungi; Ascomycota; Sordariomycetes; Hypocreales; Bionectriaceae
Source: the annotation of a GenBank genome assembly
AUGACGAAAGCUACCGGACGGGAGGAGGAAGCUCCUCUCCUGCGAAAGCGCGGUGCCGACGACCAGCACGCCCCUCCAAAGCGGCCCAAGCUCGAAGCUAAGACCGACGUUACAAGAUGGAGGUUGAAGGACGACGACAGCCGCCAUACCUGGCAUUACCUGGAGGACGAGAAAGCUGCCAGCGAAUGGCCCCAGAGCUACGCUGAGAAGUACUACCUCAAUCUGCCUUUGGGCCUCCCUGAUCUUCCCACAGCCGCUACGCCCAAAGAAUCUGCAGAGAACGGCCUCACAUUCUUCGAGAAGCUCCAGCUUCCAUCCGGCCACUGGGGCUGUGAAUAUGGCGGCCCGAUGUUUUUGCUGCCAGGCAUUGUCAUCGCCUGGUACGUCACCAAGACGCCAAUUCCAUCCGCGUACGCGACCGAGAUCAAGAACUACCUUACUGCACGAGCGCACCCCGAUGACGGUGGAUGGGGUCUACAUAUUGAGGGAGAGAGCACCGUCUUCGGUACGACUCUGAACUAUAUCGUCCUCCGACUUGUUGGUGUCGACCCUGAGGACCCUGUGAUGGUCAAGGCCCGAGGAACCCUACACAAGCUUGGGGGAGCUGUCUACGGACCACACUGGGCGAAGUUCUGGAUGGCAGUACUGGGAGUCGUCCCCUGGGAUAUCGUCAAUCCUGUACCCCCUGAGAUCUGGCUCCUCCCGGACUGGGUGCCCAUUGCUCCCUGGAGAUGGUGGAUUCACAUCCGGCAGGUUUUCCUGCCGAUGGGUUACAUCUAUUCGAAAAAAUGGAGCUGCGAGGAGGACGAUGUGAUUCGUGGCUUGAAGGAGGAGCUCUUUGUCCAACCACAUGCUGAAAUUAAUUGGGCAAGUCACAGAAACAGCAUUGCGCCCGGUGACAAUUACCACCCAAAAUCCUGGCUCCUGAACUCGGUAAAUUGGCUACUGGUUAAUAUCUGGAAUCCAUAUCUACGAACGAAAUUCAUCAAAGACAAGGCCGAGGCCUGGGUCAGCGAACUCGUUGACAUGGAGGAUGCGAAUACCGGUUAUGCAGAUCUGGCCCCAGUCAAUGCCCCAAUGAACACAGUAGUAUGCUACAUCCGUGACGGGCCUGACGCAUUUACCGUGAAGCGCCAUAUCGAGCGUUUCCCAGAAUACCUCUGGAUGAAGGACGAGGGAAUGCUCUGUAACGGGACGAAUGGCGUCCAAUGCUGGGACACGGCGUUCUUGAUUCAGGCCGUCUUCGAGGGAGGCUUCCAAAAUGACGAAAGAUACCGUCCCAUGCUCCUCAAGGCCCUUCAUUACUUAGAGAGACAGCAGAUCCGCGAAGAUUGCGUGGACACUGAGAAGUGCUACCGACAGCAAAGAAAGGGCGGUUGGCCUUUCAGCAACAAAGACCAGGGCUAUGGUGUUAGUGACUGUAUCUCCGAGGCCUUGAAAGGCAUCAUUCUUCUCCAGAAGGUGGGCGGGUUCCCAGAGGUACUGGAGGAUCAGCGUAUCUACGAUGCCAUCGAUACACUGCUAUUAUACCAGAACCAGGAUACCUUUGGGCUAUCUUCCUAUGAGCGUCGCCGUGGAGGCACUUAUAUGGAGAUGCUAAACGCUGCCGAAGUGUUUGGUAACAUCAUGGUCGAGUACGACUACCCUGAGUGCACUACGGCGUGCGUGACAGCGCUCUCUCUCUUUCACAAGCACUGGCCAGACUAUCGUGGCGAUGAGAUUGAGAAGUUCAUCAAGCGAGCAACAGACUGGGUCAAAUCGAACCAGCGUCCUGACGGCUCUUGGUACGGCAGCUGGGGCAUUUGCUUCACGUAUGCAACCAUGUUCGCCUUGGAGAGUCUUGCGAGCGUCGGGGAGACCCAUGAAAACAGCAUUUUGUCGAAGAAUGGUUGCGAGUUCCUGCUAUCCAAGCAGCGAGAAGAUGGAGGGUGGUCAGAAAGCUACAAGGCUUGCGAGACCAUGAAAUGGCAUGAGCAUCCUUCCGGGUCCCAAGUGGUCAUGACAGCUUGGGCUUUGAUCGGCCUGAUGGAAGCUGAAUAUCCGCACGUGGAGCCUCUCAAGAAGGGCAUCAAACUCAUCAUGGAUCGUCAACAGUCUAAUGGCGAGUGGAAACAAGAAGCAAUUGAAGGCGUGUUCAAUAAGUCCUGCAUGAUCUCAUACCCGAACUAUAAAUUCACAUUCACCAUUAAGGCCUUGGGUAUGUUUGCGAAAAGAUACCCGAACGUCAAAAUUGAAUAG